UCUGGGCGAGUCCCGCCGGCAGUGCAGGAGGAGGGAGCCCGGGAGCCCGGGUGGGAGCCAGGCCGCGGGCGGGGUGCGGGCAGUGGGCGGCGGGCGGCCCGGGAGCCCCGCGCUCCGCCUCUCCAGGCUCCGGCUCCCAUCGCUGCGUCCGGAGCCCCGCACCCAGGCGGGCCCAGCAACCAUGGCCCAUUACAAGACCGAGCAAGACUGGCUGACCCUCUACCUGAAGUAUUUACUGUUUGUCUUUAACUUCUUCUUCUGGGCGGGCGGCGUCACCGUCACGGCCGUGGGCAUGUGGACGCUGCUGGAGAAGAGCGGCUACCUCGGCGUCCUGGCCUCCAGCACCUUCGCCGCCUCUGCCCACAUCCUCAUCUUCGCGGGCGCGCUCGUCAUGGCCACCGGCUUCCUGGGCUUUGGCGCCAUCGUCCGGGAGCAGAAGAGCUGCCUGUCCAUGUAUUUCUGCCUGUUGUUUGUCAUCUUCCUCGUUGAGCUGGUGGCGGGAGUCCUGGCCCACGUGUACUACCAGAGGCUGAGUGACGAGCUGAAGCAGCACUUGAACUGGACUCUGACUGAGAACUACGGGCAGCCCAGAGCCACGGAGAUCACAGCCUCCGUAGACCGUCUACAGCAAGACUUCAAGUGCUGCGGGAGCAACAGCUCGGCUGACUGGCAGCACAGCACAUACAUCCUGUCGCAGGAGGCCGAGGGCCGCCGGGUGCCUGACAGCUGCUGCAAGACGGUGGUGGCUCGCUGCGGCCAGCGGGCCCACCCCUCCAACAUCUACAAGGUGGAGGGAGGCUGCCUCACCAAGCUGGAGCAGUUCCUGGCCAACCACCUGCUGCUCAUGGGGGUGGUGGGCAUCGGCGUGGCUUGCCUGCAGAUCUGCGGGAUGGUUCUCACCUGCUGCUUACACCGGAAGCUCCAGCGGCACUUUUACUAAUGACCAACCACGUCCCCUUCCAACUGCCCCUCUCAAAGACAGGUGCCCACAUCCCAUCUGCCAGGCCUGCAGAGUCAGCACAGCUCAACCAGGACCACAGGCUCCCUGUGCUCUGUGUCCAGCUCCUGCAGACCCACCAAGUGCCUGGACCCAAGCUCCUGCUGUUCCCACCCAGGCAGGGACC
Molecule: messenger RNA, 1124 nt
Organism: Cynocephalus volans (Philippine flying lemur)
Lineage: Eukaryota; Metazoa; Chordata; Mammalia; Dermoptera; Cynocephalidae
Gene: TSPAN11
Product: tetraspanin 11
Exons: 8
Coding region: 182-940 (252 amino acids)
Cellular component (GO): plasma membrane
Source: RefSeq, a predicted model, not a curated record